UAUGUACGGAGAGCUGACAGACAAGAAGACCAUCGAUAAAGUCAGACAGACGUUCGACAAUUAUGAAUCUAACUGCUUUGAAAUCCUGCUGUACAGAAAGAACAGAAGUCCUGUUUGGUUCUACAUGCAAGUGGCUCCCAUCAGGAAUGAGAAUGACAAGGUGGUGCUGUUCCUCUGCACUUUUAAGGACAUUACCCUCUUCAAGCAGCCCAUCGAAGAUGAAACUACUAAAGGAUGGACCAAAUUUGCACGGCUCACACGUGCACUCACCAACAACCGCAACACCCUACAGCAACUGGCGCCUAUUGGCAAACAUGAAGUCAGCCAUAAACAGUCCAGACUGGCUGAGGUUUUGCAGCUAAACUCUGACAUCCUCCCGCAGUACAAGCAGGAAGCCCCCAAGACACCACCUCACAUAAUACUUCACUACUGCACCUUCAAGACCACUUGGGACUGGGUCAUCCUCAUCCUCACCUUCUACACGGCCAUCAUGGUGCCCUACAAUGUCUCUUUUAAGACCAAGCAGAACAACAUUGUUUGGCUGGUGCUAGACAGCGUAGUCGACGUCAUCUUCCUGGUGGAUAUCGUUCUCAACUUCCACACCACCUUCGUGGGGCCCGGUGGAGAGGUGAUCUCUGACCCCAAACUCAUUCGGAUGAACUAUCUGAAGACUUGGUUCGUCAUCGACCUGCUGUCGUGCCUGCCCUAUGACAUCAUCAAUGCCUUUGAGAAUGUGGAUGAGGGCAUCAGUAGCCUGUUCAGCUCUCUGAAGGUGGUCCGCCUGCUGCGUCUGGGCCGGGUGGCCAGAAAAUUGGACCACUACCUGGAGUAUGGUGCUGCUGUUCUGGUCCUCCUGGUCUGCGUGUUUGGACUGGUGGCCCACUGGCUUGCCUGCAUCUGGUACAGCAUCGGAGACUACGAAGUUAUCGAUGAAGCCACCAACACCAUCAAGAUGGACAGUUGGCUUUAUCAGCUGGCUAUCAGCAUUGGAUCGCCUUACCAAUACAACGCCAGCGGUUCUGGAGAAUGGGAGGGCGGCCCUGGCAAGGAUUCUCUGUACAUCACGUCCCUGUAUUUCACCAUGACCAGCUUGACGACCAUUGGAUUUGGAAACAUUGCCCCCACCACAGACGGAGAGAAGAUCUUCUCUGUGGCCAUGAUGAUGGUGGGAUCUCUGCUCUAUGCCACCAUCUUUGGAAAUGUGACCACGAUUUUCCAGCAGAUGUAUGCCAACACCAAUCGCUACCAUGAGAUGCUCAACAAUGUCAGGGAUUUCCUGAAACUCUACCAAGUUCCCAAGGGUCUAAGUGAGAGGGUGAUGGACUACAUCGUCUCCACCUGGUCCAUGACCAAAGGCAUCGACACUGAAAAGGUCUUAUCCAUCUGUCCCAAGGACAUGCGGGCCGACAUCUGCGUCCAUCUCAACAGGAAGGUGUUCAACGAACAUCCAGCAUUCAGGUUAGCUAGUGAUGGCUGCCUGCGCUCACUGGCAGUCGAGUUUCAGACCACCCACUGCGCUCCAGGAGACCUGAUCUUUCACGCCGGGGAGAGCGUUGACACCCUCUGUUUCGUGGUGUCGGGGUCACUGGAGGUCAUCCAGGACGACGAAGUCAUUGCCAUCUUAGGAAAAGGUGACGUGUUCGGAGAUGUCUUUUGGAAAGAGACGACUCUUGCACAUGCGUGUGCAAAUGUUAGAGCGCUUACCUACUGUGACCUCCACGUCAUCAAGAGGGAAGCUUUGCUCAAAGUUUUGGAGUUUUACAGUUCCUUCGCCAACUCUUUCUCCCGCAACCUCAUCCUCACCUGUAACUUGCGCAAGCGGAUAAUUUUCCGCAAGAUCAGUGAGGUGAAGAAGGAGGAGGAGGAGAGACAGCGAGCGAAGAACGAGGUACAGCUCACCAUCCCACAGGACCAUCCUGUCCGGAAGCUUUUCCAGAAGUUCAAGCAGCAGAAGGAGCUCCGCAACCAAGGAGCCGCAGCUGCCUCGCAACUAGACCUGGAGAAGAACCAGCUGCAGGUGGAGCACCACCAGCACCUGCAUCCCCACACCCUGCAGCUCGGCCACUCCAGUCUGCAGCACUCCCUGCCGCUCACCCUGCAGCGGCCCCUCACCUCCAUGCAGAACGGGGCUCCACCCAGCAGCAGCGUUCUGACUGUGUCUCAGGUCACACCCAUGCAGAGCUCUCUGGCUUACGGCCAUCCCAGCGAGGCACCUGCAAAGCAGAACAACUGUGACAUCAUGGAGCUGCAGCCCAGUUCUGCUGGAGGGGGCAGCGAGCAAACUGUCAGGCUCAAAGUCAGCACCAGCCCUGCGCUUGGAAAGCCGGCCGCCAAGGCGAGUGGCUGGAUGCGCCUCAAAAACAACAUGGCCCCGGCGGAGACGAGGAAGGAGGGUCUUAACAACAAUGUCAAGGCUGUUUCCGUGGAGAUGCUCUCUCAGGACGGUAAAGGUCGGGAAACAGGGGGGAGCAGGGACGGAGAGGAAGGUGGGGUCUCCAGCAACAACCCACUUCGCAAGACGGACUCCUGUGACAGUGGAAUCACUAAGAGCGAGCUGCGCAUCGACCGGGCAGGGGAGCCGCGGACCCCAGCGGCAGUUACCCCACUUCUCCACAGCCCUCUUCCCGGAGGAGUAGGGUCCCCUCACUCUUUCUGCCCCAUACCGGAACAGGCCCUGCAGGCUGCAUUGCACGAGACCCGGAUGGAGCUCCGGGGGGACAUCCAGACUCUGGGAGGCCGUCUGGGCGCCCUGGAGAGUCAGGUAGCUGAAAUUAUCAAACUGCUGUCGGAUAAGAGACAGCCGUCCACGGGGGCGCCACCUGCCUCCGCCACACCCAAAACCAAAAUACAACGGCAAGACAUUUUCACCGUCUCCAGGCCCGUUUCUCCAGACUCAGAGAAAGACGACGGGCUCUGAAGAGAGCUGAACCAGCGGUGCAGAGUGCGCAUUGGACUAACAGAGAUUAUAUUAACAUUAGCUCUAUCAAUUCAAGGUUACUCUCAUUUUUGGGCAUCCUCGUGGACUCUCGUACACCGCUGGUCUCAAUUCCAAAUUGAAAAACAAAAACUGGCUUCUUGUUUGCACACUGAUUUUUUUUUGUCUCCAGGUGAUGUGAGAGUCUUUACUCUCCAGUCGCCCGGACUCUGUUUUCUUUUUGAUUGUACAUACCUCUCUAUGCAUGUCCAGCUGGAUUCUGGCCUGCCAAAGAAACAACUACUAAACGUACUUAUUGCCUGUAUAUUAUGCAGUUGACUGCAUGCAAAUAAGAUUCAAAGAGACAUUUUAUUGAGCUACACUGUACAUAUAAAUAUUUUUCAUUGAUGAAUUUACUAUGUGGACAUUCAGGGUUUGCAUACUAGUAGCACUAUAAACAUUGAAUAUCUCAAAGGGUUUACAGGCAGAUGGAUUGUGCAUGGAUUAUUUAUACAUAGAGAAGUUAUAAGGGGACAGAGGUUUUGUUUCAUUUCUUUUGCCUGUCAGAUGAAGCAGAUGUGUGAUUCUGUUCUCACGCCACAGAGAUGCUCGGAUGUGAGGAUCAGCAUCUGUUAAAACAGGGAGGGGAAUUUCUGAUAUGUUUUUCUAAUAUAUAUAUAUAUAUAUAAUAAUAAUAAUAAUGAUCGUUGAUUUCUAUUUUUGAUUACAGAAAUGCCCUUGGCCUCAGUUUGAUAUCUGGUAAACCCUGAAAACUGCUUGUUUUGUUUGAGCCCUCCUUGUGUCUAUGCAUCACUCGGGUACGCUGCCAGAAUAUUGUACCUUUGUAAUCUCGUUAAUGAAUGAUGUUUUUUGUUUCGUUUUCUUUGGGGUCUUUUGUUCCAUUCCUCUGCAUGAAUCAGGGAUGGCAGAAUGCACUUUUGGGUAAAGUUGGGGUGACAAGAAGGCUUUGGGGAAAUAACACAGUUCACGCAAAAGUCCACUCAGCACAGUGACAUGUAAUCCCACGGCCCCAGCAACACACACGGCAGUCUUAACCAGCUAGCGUCUCUCUGAAGUCGGCUCUGAAUUCCAUUAAGCAGCAACAGCUUUGCCUCAAAGCUAGCAAGUCAUCAAAAUGGAAUAGCGUACUUUCUAUGAUAUAAUUUUUUGUAAAAAAUCUGCAUGUGAAGGAGCAGUUUUAUGCUCCGCAGUGCUUACAAAUACACGUGUGAGAAGUGACACAUUUGCUUCGUGCAUACACAUGCAGUGUGAAGGCGUCUCGUGGCGUGAACCCUGAAGGCUCGCAAAGACCUUUUCUUCACACAAGGCAGAUCAGUUGGUUUGUCAGGAGUCACAGUCUUUUCAGGUCCUCUGUGAAUUGGACAAUGUCCCUCCUCCUACCAGCGCUCAUUCCCUGAAAAAAAAAAACACACACACACUCUCAGAAUCAUAUUUAAUAAGACAAUGAUAAGAACACAAAUGUACAGUAGCCAUCAUGAAAGUUUUAUAAACAUUUAAUUAUUUUCUGGUGGUUAUAUCAAAUGAAUAGCUGAAUGAAUAGUAAGUUAAAUAGUUAACAGUAGUAAAUAUGCCAAAAAGUAAAGAAUUAGAUUCAAAACUGAGGAUUUUGCAGUUUGUCCUCUGCACAGUGAAUGGUUUGGUUUAAACACAAGAACCUGUUUUGAUGCUGCUGCAAAGUAUCUUCUAACAAGCACUUGGCGACAGUAGGAAGGAAAAACUCCCUUUUAGCAGGAAGAAACCUCUGGAUGUUGCUUCCUCUGCCCAGGGAGCGACAGCCAUCUGCUGCGACCAGUUGGGAGUGAAGGGAGGGCGACAGGACAAAAAAAGAGAUACUCCAUUAUAGGUUUUUGUCAAAAGAGUGGAUGGGUGUGGAAACUGCUUCUGCAAGAAAUCUAAUGACAUAAAAAGAAACACUUUUUAACCCUAUGCUAUAACCUUCCAAGCAUUCAGUCAAUCCAGGCUUUGUUGACCCAAGGUUUUCAAAUAGGGUUGAAAGGGAUUCAUGGUUAUGUCAUACAAGUUCUCUUGUAGAUGUCCUGCUGCUGAAGGCUAAAUCAGUCAUUAGAGGGAACCUGCAUGCAGUUAUUUCUAUAUCAUAUUAAAAUCAAUCCUCUCAAUAUUUAGCCUCGCUUUACAUCUUUGCUGAGCUUCUGAUAAGCAUAGAUAAUCUCUAUCAUCUCCCAUGUGAACAAAUAGGAGUACAAACCCUAAAGAUGUCUUCCAGGAGGCUGUUAGGAACAAGUCUUACCUCUUUGGAUUCACAUUAACCAGACUAAUGCGUCAUAUUGAACUUGAUUGACUAUCAGAAUGUCACACUGCUGAUCCAGGAAAUCUACAGACAAGACAAAUUAGUAGCUUAGGCAACACCAAGGAGAUACAUCUAAACGCAAGUUCCAAAGUCUAGAAAGUGGUGAAAUGUAAUCAAUUGUUACUCUAUGGAUGAAUGUACACUGCUUGACCAAUAGUGACCAAUAGAAUUCUAACAAAUCAGAACCUAGAUGCCUUUCAGUGGUGCUAUUGGCACCAUGUCUUCUUUCUGUUCUCACACCUCAUCUCUGCCCCCUUUGCGUGCCGUUAGGAUUCACAGCAGAAAUUUAAACCAUCAUGACUACACAAACUGAUCUAGUGACCAUUUUAAAAGACAUAUAUUGUGCUGUCUGAUCUUGACUGACACCCAUACUUGAAAAAGAAUAAAUUAAGGGAUGUUUUGCUAUAAUUUUAAUGAGCCCAGUUACAACUCUUGAUUUUUAUUCUGGAGAAACUUUUGGUGCAGCAAAAACGAAGCAUUUAUUCUGAAUGUUCCUGCCAUUUCUCGUGAUUACAGGUGUGAAGGCUCAUUCAGAUUCAUUUCUCUCCGUUCUCUACAGGCAGAAAAAUAAUGAGAAAUUAUAACUUUAUGAUGCUAAUUGGCAUAAAAUCACAGUAGUCCGAGUUAGACAUUAGAUUUCUGUCACGACAUGCUAAUCAAGUUGUUCAAUUUGGAAAGAAUACAGUUUUAAUGGCUGCAGUUAUGCAAAUGACAACUUUUAAUUUCAAUUGGAAAUUCAUCCUGUCAGCACAGGCCCAUUCCCUCUACCAACAUCUUUUUUUACACUCACACUUGGUCACUUGCCACGGUGGGCCAUAUACUCUGUGCUUCAGGCCGCUGAGCAGAUCCCCUGCUGGAAUCAGCAGCAAGUGCCUUGCUUAGGGGAAAUGCAGCAGCAUUUUCAGUCAACUUGGCUCCAGUGAUUGUUGCAGAAAUCAUCUUCAAUGAUGGCUCCCGAUGUAUGUGUGUAGUGCAAAACAUGCCAGUGUGCUUCACGUCACUUAACAGAGUCAAUAUCACGCAAAGCUAUUCAAACAAUUGAA
This is a messenger RNA of Neolamprologus brichardi, 6286 nucleotides long. The record is from RefSeq and is a predicted model, not a curated record. Lineage: Eukaryota; Metazoa; Chordata; Actinopteri; Cichliformes; Cichlidae.